Lutzomyia longipalpis is the source of this 1286-nucleotide messenger RNA. RefSeq names its product facilitated trehalose transporter Tret1-like. The record is from RefSeq and is a predicted model, not a curated record. Gene Ontology annotation, molecular function: transmembrane transporter activity. The transcript has 3 exons. Gene Ontology annotation, cellular component: membrane. Gene Ontology annotation, biological process: transmembrane transport. Lineage: Eukaryota; Metazoa; Arthropoda; Insecta; Diptera; Psychodidae. Bases 8 to 1156 code for a protein of 382 amino acids.
CGGUUGGAUGACAAAUCAUUUUGGACGAAAGUAUCCUUUAGUGGCUGGAAUGAUACCGCAAGCUGCUGCUUUCACCCUCUUAGCAUGUGCUGAGAAUAAGACAUACCUCUACAUAUCACGCUUUCUCUCUGGAGUAUCUGGAGGAGUUCUUUUUGUUCUUGUUCCCAUUUAUAUAAGUGAAAUCUCAGAAAAAAGUAACCGUGGAAUGUUGGGUUCUUUGUUAGGAGUCUUUUACAAUGUGGGAAUCAUCAUUGGUUAUGUCAUCUGUACCUACAUGCCUUUCUACUCGGUGCCAUAUGUUGCCUUAGGAAUCCUCGCUCUCUUUUUACUUUUCAUCAUCUUCCCAGAAUCUCCUCAAUAUCUCCUACUCAAGCAAAGGGAUGCUGAAGCAGAGAAGUCUCUAAGAUUCUUCCGAUGCUUCUCUCAAGAUGAUGAAGUAAAACGAGAGUUUGAAUAUCUCAAGUCUUCUGUAGCUGCAACCAGUACGAAAACUAGUAUAACCAUUCAAGAUUUUAAACCAGCAACAACGAGGAAAGCUCUAUUCAUAACUUACAUCAUUCUCUGUGGCAGAAAUAUGUCAGGAUACUUCCCACUUUUGAACUACACAGUGAGCAUCUUUGAACAGGCAGGAACAGAGAUUGAUCCUCACAUCUCAGCUAUAAUUGUGGCAGUCAUCCAGCUAGCAGGAAAUAUUGUUUCUGCCUACUAUACUGACAAAUCCGGGAGAAGAAUUCUCUUGAUUCCCUCCCUCGUUGGAGUAGGACUCUGUCUUACUACCAUUGGGAUUUAUUUUUACCUAAGUGAGCUAGGAUACAACCUAUCUGCCAUAUCGUGGCUUCCUGUUGCAUCACUUUCUAUAUCAAUGUUUUUGGCCGCUUCAGUUCAAAUCAUACCUAUUUACAUAACAUCAGAGCUACUUCCUGUUAAAAUUAGAAGUUCUGUGAUAUCUGUAUUUAUGACAACUAAUUGGCCCCUUAGUUUCAUCAUGCUUCAGUUUUAUUCUCCACUAGCUGACCUUCUAGGUGUAUACAGCUGCAUGUGGAUAUUUGGUGGAUGGUGUUUCUUCGAAGCUAUAUUUGCGUAUUUUCUGCUUCCUGAGUCAAAAGGAAAGAGUCACGAAGAAAUUGUUCUGGCACUCGAGGGGAAAGUUCUUUGAUUUUUUUACAUUAAACCAGGUAACUGAAAUAUAGAUAUCAAAAAUUAAACUGUCUCACUAAUCGAGACCUAUCGAAUUCUAAAAUGGAACUUGUAUCUAAGCAAUAAAUCAAUAAUGUUAAAGUUCCUUA